Messenger RNA from Apodemus sylvaticus (European woodmouse), 1809 nucleotides. RefSeq names its product zinc finger protein 431-like. The transcript is spliced from 5 exons. The record is from RefSeq and is a predicted model, not a curated record. Lineage: Eukaryota; Metazoa; Chordata; Mammalia; Rodentia; Muridae. Bases 1194 to 1637 code for a protein of 147 amino acids. Gene Ontology annotation, biological process: regulation of DNA-templated transcription.
GUGCACUUUUAGCGACUGCUGGGGUUGCCGAGCUUUCCAGGUACUGAAUGGGGGGUGGGGGGACCACAUUCGCAUGCGCAAUCGGAUGAAGAUAGUGCUCCAUGCUGCGGGUGUCUGUGAGCUCUGGAGUAACUCUGCGCUAUCCUCCUGUUGUCUCCACAGACGCGGUUUGUGACUGUGGAGAGGCCUGGCAAGUCCCAGGCUUUCAGCUCUGGAAAGUUUACAGUGGGGCAGAGUGCAAACUCUCUCUGUGUUCCUCUGGGCGGGGACAGUGACCAGGCAAGGCUCAGGCUUCCUGCUCUGGAGAGCUUACAGUGGGGCGGAGUGCAAACCUUUUCUGUGUUCCUCCAGUUGGGGAACAGUGGCCGGACAAGGCGCGGGCUUCCCGCUCUGGAAAGUUUGCAGCAGGGCAGAGUGUAAACCUUCUCUGUGCUCCUCCAUGCAGGGGCAGUGGCCAGGCAAGGCGCGGGCUUUCCGCUCUGGAAAGUUUGCAGCAGGGCACAGUGCAAACCCUCUCUGUGCUCCUCCCAUGCGGGGACAGUGGCCAGGCAAGGCUCAGGCUUCCUGCUCUGGAGAGUUUACAGUGGGGCGGAGUGCAAACCCUCUCUGUGCUCCUCCAGGCAGGGCCAGUAUCCAGGCAAGGAGUGGGCUUCCCGCUCUGGAAAGUUUGCAGCGGGGCGGAGUGCAAACCUUCUCUGUGCUCCUCCAGGCAGGGACAGUGGCUAGGCAAGGCGCGGGCUUCCCGCCCUGGAAAGUUUGCAGCCUGGCGGAGUGCAAAACCACUCUGUGCUCCUCCAGAUAGGGACAGUGGCCGGGCAAGGCGCGCGCUUCCAGCCCUGGAAAGUUUGCAGCCUGGCGGAGUGCAAAACCUCUCUGUGCUCCUCCAGACAGGGACAGUGGCUGGGCAAGGCGCAGGCUUCCCGCCCUGGAAAGUUUGCAGCUGGGCGGAGUGCAAACACUCUCUGUGCUCCAGGAGGGGACAGUGGCCUCCUGGCACGACCCUCCUGUGGGGACAGAAGACGAGCCUGGCCGACAUUGAUGUCUGGGCUGUGGUCCGGCCCUUGCUUCUGCUUGUAAGCUGGUGAGACAGGUGUUCCCUGUGGCUGUGCAGCUUGAAUGGAUCUCUGUGACCUGCUCUGAGCUCUGCUGUUGUGUGCUGUGAGAGGACUUCAGGGAAGCUCUGAAAUCCACACAUGGGAGCAGUGACUUUUGAUGAUGUGCAAGUGAACUUCACUGAGGAAGAGAGGGAAUCGUUGGAUCCAUCCCAGAAGAAUCUCUACAAAAAUGUGAUGUUGGCGACCUUCCUGAACCUCAAAGCUCUAGGCUCUAAUUGGGAAGACCAUGAUAUUGAAGAACAUUUUGAAAAUUCUAGAAGAUUUAAAAGAAAAAUUGCUAUGGAGCAGAUGAGAAAGGGAAGGCUACCUAUGGCUCUGAGACUAUCUGUCUCUGUUUACAUGCACAGUGGACAACACAUCCACACUUCAACUCAACCAAUGACAUGGAUGUGGUAUGUGUGUGCGUGUAGAUGCCUGUGUGUAGAGGAGAACAUGUAUGUAGGAGUACAUGUGGAGGCCAGAGAACAACCUCAGGUGACACAGCGUGACUGCUGUUCACCUCCUGUGAACAGGGUCCCUUGAUGCCUGGGCCUCACUAUUUGGUUAGACUUGCUGGCCUGCAAAUGCACUCAUCCUUCUGUCUCCACUUCUGCCACGAUGCUCAGCAUUUUUCACAUGAAUUCUGGAGAUAGAACUCAAGUCCCUGAGACUGUGAGCAAGCACUUCACCCACUGCACCAUCUUCCCAGCCCCUG